Molecule: messenger RNA, 321 nt
Organism: Dovyalis caffra
Lineage: Eukaryota; Viridiplantae; Streptophyta; Magnoliopsida; Malpighiales; Salicaceae
Source: the annotation of a GenBank genome assembly
AUGGCAUCCAUGACCAUGACAGCCUCACUCCUAGCUGGGUCAACCAUGGCCAAGCAGCCGUUCACAGCUCCACGCAAAGGGUUCACUGUGGCCAAGGCCUCAAGAGGCACGGAGGGAGUCAACGUGGAGAUGAAGAAGAAGAAAGAAGAGAGCAGUGGUGGGAGGAGGGAUUUGAUGUUUGCAGCUGCAGCUGCUGCUGCCUACUCCAUUGCUAGAGUCGCCAUGGCUGACGACGAGCCUAAGCGAGGGACCCCAGCAGCUAAGAAGAAAUAUGCUCCUAUUUGUGUCACAAUGCCAACUGCUCGUAUCUGCCGCAACUGA